GAGCCGCAGCAGGGUAGCAGCAGUCCCGUGGUUUCUACUUAUUUAAACGACAGUGUGAGCAUGUGGACAUGCACUGGCGUUCGGACUGGGACCACCCACAUUAGGCUCUCGGGAGCCUGCCGCAAAGCAUAGUCGUGCGGCGUUCCAAGGUCGCGACAACACUGAAAGAAAUGAGUGAAAUACUGCCGAGACCGGACCCUGUGUUUUUCGAGGAGUCUCAGCCGCUGUUAACGAAAAAGGAUAGCCAAGCCAGACGAAGACGGCUGCCACGGGUGCCAUCUGUAGACAGAACAAGCCGGCGCUUGGACCUGCCUCGGCAACCUCAGGCAGUCAGCUUUAGCGGUUCAGAAUCCUCUUUCAACAGCCAGCACUAUGAUGAACACUCUCCCACCUCCUACCUGCACCAGUGUUUUCAAGUGGACCAGAAACUGGGGGAAGGCUCUUUCGGAGUGGUGUACAAGGUGCGGUGCUUGGACGAUGGCCAGUGGUAUGCUGUCAAGGUGGCCAAUCGCCAGUUUCGGGGCCAGCGCGAUCGUCGGCUGAAGUUGCAGGAGGUCGCCAAGCAUGAGCUGCUGCCGCCGCACCCGCACUGCGUGCGCUUCAUCAAGGCAUGGGAGGAAGACCACCGGCUGUACAUCCAGACGGAGCUGUGCAAGUGCAGCCUGGCUGCCUAUGCAGAGCAGCACCACAACCUGUCGGAGAAGCUCGUCUGGGAGUUCCUUGUCGACCUGCUGCUGGGUGUGAAGCACCUGCAUGACCACGACCUGGCCCAUCUGGAUAUCAAGCCUGAGAACAUCUUCAUUUCCAGAGAUGGCUACUACAAGCUGGGUGACUUUGGUCUUGUCCUUGACCUCAGGCAGCCGGACUCCUCUGACCCUCUUGAGGGUGACCCAUGCUACCUAGCACCGGAGCUGAUGGAGGGCAAUUUCACCAAGGCAGCAGACAUCUUCAGUCUUGGCAUCACAGCACUCGAGCUGGCUUGCGACCUGGAGCUACCCAGUCGAGGUGACAACUGGCACGCUUUGAGAUCAGGAACUCUGCCGCACUACAUUGCGCAACGUCUCUCUCCUCAGUUGCGUAACGUGAUCCCACGGAUGAUGCACCCAGAGCCAAAGCACCGGAUCACUGCUAACCAGCUGCUGGCCCUGCCUGAAAUCCGCAGGGUGCGCCUUUGGCGAAGGCUCUAUGUGACACGAAGGAGAGCGAUCGCCUGGGUGCAGGACCUGCUGCUAGUGACCUGGUUCUGGGUGCACUCAUUCCUGGAAUCCACCUGGAAGGUUCCAUUUUCCUGCAUCAAGACUUUGUUCACGUCCUUCCAUCCCAGUGUCUCCCGUCAGGUGCAAGUCAUCGACCACUUUUCAGACGACGAUACAUUCGGAGACUCCUCUCUGAAUUGUGCACUUGAAGACCAACAAGACAUCUCUGGGAUACACUUGAGUGGCUUUGAACGUGGCUUGUGGGAUGGCGAGUACUCACCUAAAAGGUUGACACUCGAGCCUCUUCAGCACAAGCAUGACUACCGGUUGCACAGCACACCAACAGGCAGUUCAAGGUUGAACUCUUCCUUCAAGCCAGUGCCUUUCAAUCUGAGUGUGAAUGAUGCAACGGUCAAGAACCUCUUCCCAGUGAGUAAUGGGGUGUUUAUAGCAGGCAGAUGAAGAAAAGGUGUUUUCAAGUGGCGAGGACUCCUUGUAAACUAUGCUGUCCGGUGUCCACCCUUCCUUUUGUUAAAGCUAGUCAACUGAGUAAUGUGUUUUAGUGUUGUACAUAAUGAAAUUGCAGCUGUUAUAUCGGCAGCAUUUACAAAAUGUUUAUGCGCGUUUUUUCUGUAAUUUUACUUGCAUUUUAUAGUUUAUUGUUGCAUUCACUUUGCCACAAGAACACAUUUUGUAUUGUUUGUCUACAUGGCAGUAUUUUAAAACUAGCUGUUGGCAGGAUAUCGAUGUUGUGAGAACUGUGCAGUUUUUUUUUUUUUUCAUGCGCUCGUUGCAUUUUUGUGUGUUUUAUUGCAUUUGAGUGGCAUUCCCUACCAUGUUUAACAAGGCUGUAAGCAUUGCUCAUAUUUUACAUUUGACGUUUACAGCACAGAUUGUUUUAAAGUUAUUGACAACCAUUAUAUAAUCAUAAAUUGAUGUUCAGCAAGCACUCUUGCUCAAGUAAUUUUUAGUGUUGUUUAGUUGUUUUUCUUAAUUGAAUUUCAGCAAUGUCAAUGAUUAAAGCACACUGUCAGUUUUAUUAUUUAAAAUUUUGUCUUAUUCUGUGGGACCACUUUAUCCUUGUAAGUUUAGUUUUGUAUUUGUAUUGAAUUUGUGUAUUAUACCCUGCAUAAUAUAUUGAGCAGCAUGUUGUUGUAGUCAAAGAGCCGGUUGUAGUCAGUCAAAAUCUGUUUUGUUCUUGGACUAUGUUGUAUUAAGAGGUGUCCGUAAUGGCAAGCAGGCAUUUGACAUUGUAUUAUGGAAGUCUGAAAGCUUGUUUCACAAGUCAUUUUAGAGUGGAAGUGACAUUGCGUUGCUCAGUGUCUAGUUGUGUAACACACAUUUAGUACAUUGUGUACAUAUUGCAUUGAUUUGGGAACCAGUCUUAAUAAACUGAUUUUAAAUAUUUUAUUUCUGUUCAUUA
This is a messenger RNA of Rhipicephalus sanguineus (brown dog tick), 2619 nucleotides long. Its product is annotated as membrane-associated tyrosine- and threonine-specific cdc2-inhibitory kinase. NCBI's taxonomy places the organism in Eukaryota, Metazoa, Arthropoda, Arachnida, Ixodida, Ixodidae. Bases 171 to 1658 code for a protein of 495 amino acids. Gene Ontology annotation, molecular function: ATP binding; protein kinase activity. Gene Ontology annotation, biological process: protein phosphorylation. The record is from RefSeq and is a predicted model, not a curated record. The transcript has 13 exons.